GAUGAACGUUGUCUAUGGGCUGAUAUGGGUCGAUCAAUAGCCGAUUUUGUCUACAUAAGCUGACUAAAAUAAUUUGGAUUUCUUCUUAGAAGUAAUGAGAGAUGGUUGUGUAAUGGCAACAGAAAAAAGUUUAGUGGAACCUUUUGAUGAAAAAAGGUUAUGGCUAGGAAACUUGGACUCUAGGAUUACCGAGUAUCAAUUAAUAAAAAUGCUGCAAAAAUAUGGUACCAUCGAGAAGUUCGAUCUGUUGUUUCAUCGUUCAGGUCCUUUGACUGGACUCCCAAGAGGCUAUGCUUUUGUUACAUUUUUAAAUAAGGAAGAUGCAGUUAAAGCUAAAAGUGGGUUGAACAAUAAACUGCUGGGAACUAAAUGUAUUUCAGUAAUGUGGGCACACAGCUUGAGUAAAGAUGAGCCAGAAGUUAAAUUAAAACCAGAUGUGAAGCUUCCUGUAUUAGCAAUGGCAAAGCAAGAGAAUAAAAUUGAUAGGGAAUCUCAAAUUCAAGCUAUUGAAGCAAAACUAAAGAUAAUGCAACAUAAAGCCAAAGAUGAAUUAGAAAUAAAUAAGACUGUUGCUACUGAACCACCAGUUAUAUCACUUUAUCAAAAGAAACAAGAAUCUCAUUCUUCAAAUCCUAGUACCUCCACUAAAUUAGUUUUAAAAAAGUAUAAUGAAAAACGAAAUCAAUUUCCUUACACUAAGCCAAAACCAAAAAGGUGAUAUAAUUUUAAAAAUAUGUUUAGCUCUCUUUUAACUUAUUUCCUAGGAUUUACAAGUGUAUUUUGUGUCUUAUGUACAUUUAUUUGUAUUGAAAUUCUAAAUAUUGUACUCUUCUUGGUGAAAUUAAUCUUUAAAUUGUAUCAUGCUUUCAAAAAGAAAUUAUUGAAAUAGAAGUAUUCUCGUAAUUCAUGAAUUCAGAUGUUUAUUAAAUUUCUUGAAUGUACUAUUAUAUAAAUGGUUUUUUGUAAUGUAAUAUUGAGUACAAAAACAAUUCUUGUUAUAGUGAAUAAUUACACAAUUAAAGAAAUUUACUUAC
Molecule: messenger RNA, 1034 nt
Organism: Agrilus planipennis (emerald ash borer)
Lineage: Eukaryota; Metazoa; Arthropoda; Insecta; Coleoptera; Buprestidae
Product: probable RNA-binding protein 18
Exons: 4
Coding region: 95-718 (207 amino acids)
Molecular function (GO): RNA binding
Source: RefSeq, a predicted model, not a curated record